This is a messenger RNA of Trichechus manatus latirostris (Florida manatee), 7758 nucleotides long. RefSeq names its product SKI like proto-oncogene (gene SKIL). Bases 1447 to 3504 code for a protein of 685 amino acids. Gene Ontology annotation, molecular function: DNA-binding transcription factor activity, RNA polymerase II-specific; RNA polymerase II cis-regulatory region sequence-specific DNA binding; SMAD binding. The record is from RefSeq and is a predicted model, not a curated record. Gene Ontology annotation, cellular component: nucleus. Gene Ontology annotation, biological process: negative regulation of BMP signaling pathway; negative regulation of transcription by RNA polymerase II. The transcript has 7 exons. NCBI's taxonomy places the organism in Eukaryota, Metazoa, Chordata, Mammalia, Sirenia, Trichechidae.
CCCCCGCAGUAGGGCCAGGCUGGGAGGGCUUUUGGGGCUGUCCCGAGCUCGUGGGUGGGGAUUGAGGGACUCCUGUCUUUUCUUCCCACUACCUUCCUGCACACCCCCAGCUGUCCCAGGUCCCUAGUUCUCUCUCCUCUUUCGGGUUUGAGAUGAGUGGGUGGCUGCGCAGGCGGAGGAUGUUAGGGUUUGGGGGCUCCCCCAUUCUAGGUCAUGCCUCCUGCCCUCUGCGUUGGUCUGCGUUGGCUGAGGUGUUCCUCGGGUGGACGAAAGUACGAUGGCUGGUAGCCGUGGUCUUUAACCCUUUCUGUCUGUUUUAAGGUAAAUUGCUGGGAGUUUGGGAGGCAAGAAUUUCCAUUUGUUGGAUUUCUUCUGGGUUUUCUCUCCAGAAGGAAGUGGAAGAAGAAUAUUUUCCCCCUUCCUCCAUUUGCAUUCUUUGUGAAGUCUGUCUGCCUUGUGCUUUUUGUCCCGGAUUAGUCUUGUUUAAGGAUGGAGAUUUCCCGGUGUGGAGUCUAUAUAGAUUUUGGCUUUCCAUGAAGUAAAUUCGCUUAUCUUUUAGGGAAAGUUAAUUUUUGUCUGCGGUCAUUCCAGAAAAGUAUCAUACACUGACUAGGUGAUUAAUGCAUUUAAGAUUAUAACUCAGUUACAUAUGAUAGAUAUGUUAGGACGUGUGUGAUUUUUUGGGUGGAACUGGCUCUUUUUUUUUUUAAUUAGGAAAUGAAGUAAUGGAUUACUUUAAGAUGGCAUAACUGAGAAAACCUCUGGUACUGAUCUUUGGGUGAACUCUGUUUAAGAUUAAUUGAAAGAAGAAUGAACUGUAAUCCUUGAAGCUAACUGGGCUAUUUUUCUUUAAAUAUCAUUUUUGAUUGUAGAAGUUCAAGUAGAGUCAAAGGUUCUUACUGGUGUGAAGAUUUAUACAAGCCUUCAAUUUGUCAACACAGACCAACAGACCAUCUUUUUUAUAGGGGAUACAUUUUUACUCCUUUUUUGGCAUCUUUGCUGGCAAAAAUUAAAUUUGGCUGCAUCAUAUUGAUUCGUGUUUGACUCUAGGUUUUAUGACACAAAUAUCGGCAUUAACUUUUCCUGUGUUUUGCUGAAAAAAUUGAACCUGGACAUCUUGAAUUAAGAGAAUUGGUAGCUUACUUUGGUACAUAUAUCUGAAGAAUUUGAGCAAACUUAAAGGCUUUCUCAUUGUUGUGCAUCUUAAAAAUUAUCUUCUUAUUAGAGCAAAGAAGUUUAUACAUUUGCAGUGAAAUUAUAUUAGAGUUUAAGCAGAGCCAAAACAGUUGCCAAAUCACUUGACUAAGGCUCUCUCUCUGGAAAUAGAAAUUUUCUAUGAGAGUAAGUUACCAUAAGUAUUUGUCUAUAUGAUUUUUCCCUCUUCAAAUAAGUGACUAAAUAAAAAUGCAAAUCUCAGACUUAAUUUUUUAAAACAAUAGUUAAGCAAUGGAAAACCUACAGACGAAUUUCUCCAUGGUUCAGGGCUCAAGUAAAAAACUGAAGGGGAUGGGAGAUGAUGGCAGCCCUCCAGUGAAAAAAAUGAUGACAGACAUUCGUGCAAAUGGAAAAAUGCUGAUAAAUAAGGUGCCAGCGGUAAAGAAGGAACACUUGGAGGACUAUGGAGAAGUGCCAAUGGAAACGGAUGGAGAACAUGUCAAGCGAACCUGUACUUCCAUGCCUGAACCUUUAAAUUUAAAUCCCAGUUUGAAACACACAUUGGCACAAUUCCAUUUAAGUAGUCAGAGUUCUCUGGGUGGACCAGCAGCCUUUUCCGCUAGAUAUUCCCAAGAAAGCAUGUCACCUACUGUAUUUCUGCCUCUUCCAUCUCCUCAAGUUCUUCCUGGCCCACUGCUUAUCCCUUCUGAUAGCUCCACAGAACUCACCCAGACUGUGUUGGAGGGGGAGUCCAUUUCUUGUUUUCAGGUUGGAGGAGAAAAGAGACUCUGUUUGCCCCAAGUCUUAAAUUCUGUGCUCCGAGAAUUUUCACUCCAGCAAAUAAAUACAGUGUGUGAUGAAUUGUACAUAUAUUGUUCAAGGUGUACUUCAGACCAGCUUCAUAUCUUAAAGGUCCUGGGCAUACUUCCAUUCAAUGCCCCAUCCUGUGGCUUGAUCACAUUAACUGAUGCACAAAGACUAUGUAACGCAUUAUUGCGGCCACGCACUUUUCCUCAAAAUGGUAGCAUACUUCCUGCUAAAAACUCAUUGGCCCAGUUAAAGGAAACUGGCAGUGCCUUUGAAGUGGAACAUGAGUGCUUAGGCAAAUGUCAGGGUCUCUUUGCACCCCAGUUUUAUGUUCAGCCUGAUGCUCCAUGUAUUCAGUGUCUGGAAUGCUGUGGAAUGUUUGCACCCCAAACAUUUGUGAUGCAUUCUCACAGAUCCCCUGACAAAAGGACUUGCCACUGGGGCUUUGAAUCAGCUAAGUGGCAUUGCUAUCUUCAUGUGAACCAAAAAUACUUAGGAACACCUGAAGAAAAGAAACUGAAGAUAAUUUUAGAAGAAAUGAAGGAGAAAUUUAGCAUGAGAAAUGGACAGAGAACUCAAUCCAAGACAGAUACAUCAUCAGGAAUGGAAUUGCAGUCAUGGUAUCCUGUUAUAAAGCAGGAAGGUGACCAUGUUUCUCAGACACAUUCAUUUUUACACCCCAGCUACUACUUAUACAUGUGUGAUAAAGUGGUUGCCCCAAAUGUGUCUCUUACUUCUGCUGUGUCCCAGUGUAAAGAGAUCCCAAAGACAGAGGCGUGUAAGUCCAUGCCAAGACAGUCAGAGAAGCCGCACAGUACUGGCAAACAUCAAAAGCCAGUGUCUUACCCAGAUGUCUCACUCGAGGAACAGGAGAAGCUGGAUUUAAAAACAAGUAGAGAAUUAUGUAGCCGUUUUGAUCCAUCAAUUCCAAAUAAUUCUACAAGUGAGAAGAAACCCGAGUCUGCCACUAGCAACUUAGUCAGAGACACAAGCAAGGUGGGGAUCGGUCAUGAUGCUGCAGCUUCAUCUCCACUUCUGGUCAAAGAUGUCAUUUGUGAGGAUGAUAAGGGGAAAAUCAUGGAAGAAGUAAUGAGAACUUAUGUAAAACAACAGGAAAAACUGAACUCAAUUCUGCAGAAGAAGCAACAACUUCAGAUGGAAGUGGAAAUGUUGAGUAGUUCAAAAGCUAUGAAGGAACUCACUGAAGAACAGCAGAAUUUACAGAAAGAGCUUGAAUCUUUGCAGAAUGAACAUGCUCAAAGAAUGGAAGAAUUUUAUGUUGAACAGAAAGACUUAGAGAAAAAAUUAGAGCAGGUAAUGAAGCAGAAAUGUACCUGUGACUCAAAUUUAGAAAAAGAUAAAGAGGCUGAAUACGCAGCACAGCUGGCAGAGCUGAGAGAGAGAUUGGACCACGCGGAGGCUGACAGACAAGAACUCCAAGAUGAACUCAGACAGGAAAGGGAGGCAAGGAAGAAGUUAGAGAUGAUGAUAAAAGAGCUAAAGCUGCAAAUUUUGAAAUCAUCAAAGACUGCUAAAGAAUAGAAACCUUUAAAGAGAUUCGUCUGUGUACUCCGGACAGGGUUUUUUGGUUUUGGUAAUAGAAUUGUGAACAACUUAUAUGUAUGAAGAUAACAAGGCAUUCUAUCCAUUUGUAGAUCAGAGAAAGUGAAAGAUUAUAUAUUAGUAUAUAAAUUUUUACAUUUUCCAAAUGAAUGAAAAUGUAUGUUUCUUUGUACUUUUUUUCCAACCAACUUAAUAACAGUGGUUUCAACUAGUAGAUAAGCUGCCUAUAUUUCUAAUGCAAACUUUACAGUUGUAUACUUUUUUAAAGCUGCAUUGUGUGAUGGCAAAUAGCUGUGGUCAGUUUUGUUACCCAUAUUUCAGACUCAGUUUUAGAUACAAUGAUGACUUCAUAUUUUCAGAUAUACAGAGCUACUCUAGAAGUUGAAUCUCUGUUCUUUUUUUCCAUGCACACAAGCUCCUUUCUAAGUUGAUAGAGUAUAUUCAUUAUUAUACACAAAAUGUUGCUUUUGUUUUGUACAGAUUGUGGGACGAAUUUCCACCAGUUCUCUUCUUAGUGUUUCCUACUAAGACAUUUUAUGCAACGAGGAAUUUCAUUGAUGAGGUUAAAGCACACCCUGUGGGCACAAUGGGGAAGGAUAACAUGCUUUGUUAUGCACCGCUGCUAAAAACAAAGUAGUUGUAAUUUUUCGGUUUAAAUGUGGUUAUAUUUAGAAAAAAAUUUUAUGCAGCAGUUUCAGAAGAGGGAAUAAAAAGUAAUACUUCCUCAACUUUUGUUAUCAAUAGUAGUGUGAAAAAUGUUCUUGAGAAAAACUGGUAUCAGUGAUGUACAUUUUGUUUCUAUGGAACUCCGAAUACUCCUGUACAGUUUUUAUGUGUAGCUUUGGUUCUUUCUGAAAUUUAUAUAAUGGAUUUGUUUUCCUUUAAAUUGUAAAAUAUUAAACACCUUGAAGGUUAUUUUGGACUUUCGUAUGUUUAAAUGUUAAGAUAAGUCUUAACCAAAAUUUGCACGAAUGGACCAUCUUCAAUUACUACUUAUUAUUAAAAUCAGGAAUUUACAGUCAACUGAUGGUGUGUGAUAGGUUAAUAUAGGAAAGUUUAGUUAUCUGCUACUAAAAUGUUUUUAGAUAAUAUUUAGAAGAGAAAGGAAUUCCAUAGUUUGGGGAGGGGCAACAUCUUCUGCACUUUUUUUUUUUUGCACAGAAAAGUCGUAUUCUUUCUUGGCAAAUUUCAUAUUAAAUGAUUCUUGGUUUAAAAGAUAAUAGGUAAAAUUCUUAAUAGGACUUUUUUUAAAGGGACAUUUGCUGAAACUAUCAUUAAUUGACAUGUAUUACCGCUUGAUUUUUAUGUUUCUCGUGUUCUCUCGUAAGGUACUGUAUGAAAUUACUUAAGAGAGCUAAAUUUAUUUUUAAAAUAAAUUAGCUAGGGUUAAGGUUAUAUACUAUUCCCAGGGUAGAUAGUAGAUGCUUUUCUGGUAUAGAACUUCAAAAUUUCUAGGUUAUCAUUUAUUUAACGAGUUAUUUUCAUAUUUUGCUUAAUGGUACUCACAAAAACAAUUUUUGUACUUUCUGAAGUGUAGUUUCUUCAGUAAAUAGAGUAUGAUCUAAGUGUGUGUUUUCUAUUUAAAUUUUACUGUAUUAACCCUGUAGCUAAUUUGUUGAUUCUUGGAAUCUUCUUAAGAAGAAACAAAUGUUAAAAUGACAUAUAGGAACAAAUGUUAAAAAAUGACCUGCCCUCUCAAUUAUCUUUUGUUUAGAUCUGGAGAAAGAAAAAUCACAAAGACAUUUAUGAUAUAGUUUUAUUUUAGUUGUGAAUUAGUUAAGUGUCACGGCUUACCUUUUGGAAGACAAACUCAGGCCCAUAUAUUUUCAUUUAUUUUUCUAAUCCACUCAAUCGUUUUGCUUAUGUUUACUUAGUAAAUGAUAAGCCUACUUAACUCUCAACCCAAAACUUCUAAAAUAAAUCAUUUAAUCUUUGAAAUAUGUUAUUUUAAAAUUCUAAAUGGUGCUUAAACACCAUUAAAUUAUUAUAAAAUCAUAGUUUAGAAUUGAAUGAAAAUAUUUUUUCUAGUCCUUUACAUACCGAAAACUUGCCACGCGACAUUGUAUAGUCUUCAUUUUACAGAAGAUACAUUGAUGUGCCAUAAGUUUCUGUCUUAACUUCUUUGAAAAUAGUUUUUUAGUCAGUUGUAAAUAUUAUACCUGUUCUAGUUAAAAGUAAUUUUAUGUUAAACUGCACCACAUAGCUUGAAAACAAUAUAGAAAUUUUAUAAUACUUCAAAAGUGGCCUCCACUAAAAUAUCUUAUCCAUAUAAAUUUAUUCUUUGCAUGCUCAUUUGUGUGUUGGUUGCUAGCUUAAAGUUUGAUGUAGUUUUUGUGUGCCAGAUUUACUAGGUAAGCAAAUACUUUCCUCAGACUUUGUAAUGUUAUUCUUUUAAGGAAAAAUAUAAAAAUGUUUACUUAAAAAAAACUGCAUUAAAGAAAUGGCCUGUAAAAAGUUGUGCUAGAGCAUCUUUAGGAAGAAGAAAAAAUAUUUCCUUACUGGGUGAUAGGUCAUGUUUAAUUUUGGUGAUGAUAGUUUCUUAAAUUUAUGAGAAAAAUGAACCAAAUUUAUAAAGGUAGAAAUGUUAAACCUUCUGCUGUCAUUGAAGAAGCUCUGAAUCACCCUAAAUUCACAAAUGCAGCUUUUAACACUAUAAAAGGAUUUGACCGACAACUUAAAAGUUUGGCUUGUACUUGAGUUUUUAAAAAGCAUAUUCUUUUGCUUGAAUUUCUGUGUAGAGUUAGGAUGUUUUAUGCUUCUUGAACUAAUUUUAUAACAUUCAAUAUAUUAAUAGUUUAGACAAAAUCAUUUGUACAUAUUGAACUAUAAAGCAGUUACUAAAGUAGGUAAAAUAGAGCGAGUAAAAUAUUUGUAGGUUCUCCAUAUAUUUUAGAAGUCAUGACAGAACGACCAGUUUAUUUGCACAUCUGUGGCUUCAGUUUUAAGGAAAGUAAAUGAUAAACAAACUCAAGUAAUAUGAAAUGUGCUCAAAGUAUUUCCCUAUAAUUAAUUGUUAAGCUGGUGCUGAAGGUUUUUGAUCUGCUUCUAAAAUUUUCUUCUCAAAGAUAAAAUUUAUGUUUUGAUUACUUAGGGAAGAAUUCUUCACUUUUAUUUGCUCUUUAGGCAUUUAAUCCACAUGACAGGACAUUAAAAAUUGAUAGAAUGAAAAGUUGUGCUCAUACUGUACAUUUUUCUGUGCUUGGAACUACUUAUUAAUAGUUUUUAUUGAAGCUGUCAGCAAUAAGGGACACAUAACUGCUGUAUUAUACAUUGUGGAAAUGAAUAAACAGCUUAAAAUUUUUUUCUAGUAUAGUAUUUCCACUAUUGGCAGAAAAUUGUAUGAGUAUUUUAUAUGGCAUCUUGUAUAAAAGGACAGUCUUUUUUUUUUUUGUAAAACCUUUUCAUUGAAUUGCUUCUAAACUACAUAGUAUAAUUUGGAGCCUGUUUCUUUAGUAAUAUGUCUUAUGUAAUACUUGUGUAGUGUUUUUGAAUUAGAAAGUGAUCUAAUGUAAAAACUAAAAUUACAAGAAGCCCAGAAAACAAAAUAGUGUAUUAAGUUAGUUUAAUGUAAAAGAAAUUUAUAAGAUUUUUUUCUUCAGUAUAGAUACCUCACUUGAAAAUAAAGCACAGCAACUUAAAGUAGUUCUAGUAGAAAGAUCCUACUAAAAGAAUUGCUUAAUCAAGGACACCUUUUGGGGAUUUAUAGUUUGUGAGAAAUAAAAUAUUUGCUUUUAACCAUCCUUUUAGAAGUAUUUGUUUAUCCUAAUAAUGUUAAACCAACACAGUAGUCUAUUAUGUUAUUUCUGAGUUUCUAAUUGUUAAGGCAGUAACAUGAAAUAUCUGUUCUGCAGCUGUUAAAACUAAUUGUUGACUACAUUGACAAUAAUUCAAUUUAAAAUUUUGCCAGUGAUGUACAGUUUUUUGGUUAAAAUUGCUGUGGUUGGUUGCAUUAUAUGACACACAAAACUGUCCUCUACCUCACGUGAAAUAAAUAUUUUAUAUGGUUUUAUAAACCAGACUCAUCUAUCUGGUCACUUAGUUUAGGUGAGCAAGACUCGUCUAUCUGGUCACUUAGUUUACAAAUUUUGAAUUAUAUUUAUUGAAACAUGACAUACUGUGCUCUUAGCUUAUACCUCAACUGUAUUUCGUGCUGUUUUCCAUUUUCAUGCCUUGUAAAUAACUUGUAUAGAUUGUGGAUUAAAUUCCAAAUAAAAACUUACAAUGCCAAUGAAA